Messenger RNA from Teleopsis dalmanni, 1459 nucleotides. RefSeq names its product nose resistant to fluoxetine protein 6-like. The transcript is spliced from 7 exons. The coding region runs from base 2 to 1318 and encodes 438 amino acids. Lineage: Eukaryota; Metazoa; Arthropoda; Insecta; Diptera; Diopsidae. The record is from RefSeq and is a predicted model, not a curated record.
CAUGAAUACCGCAUAUCGGAUUUUAUUUGGACUGAUAUUUUUUUUAUUAUUUCUUUCCACCAAAGGCUACGAGGAAACUAAUAUGACAGAAUAUGUGAAAAUGCCAUCAAUACUCAAACUAGAUGAUUACGAUACCUGCCUCUAUCACAACCCUGAUGGCAAUGGAAUAUAUUGUCUAUCUUAUGUUGAAGUUGUACCUAAUACGACAUCAGAAAAUUGGAGAAUCAUAGAAAAAUAUUCGUCUUUACCUAGACAUCGUUUCCGACAUGAUAUUCUUUUCAUUGGUACUUGCAUAAAACGAUGCAAGGACUUAGCAAACAAUUUGGAUGAACAGGAAUUUAAUGAGUUUUACGUUGGUUCAGCUCAACACCAGGAGAUUGUAGAUCAUUACGCUCUAGUUCAUGAUAAUUUGGAAUAUCGCAAAGCUUACGAUGAAUUAAUUAACAAGUGUCUAAACCAUGAAUAUCAGCAUAAGUACGAGUUAAAGCUGCGCUCCAAUAUUGAAUAUUGUAUAGACAGUAGCAAAGAACAAUUAUGGGACACCGCCCAUUUUAUUUUUCUAAUAAUCCUGGCAUCUAUUGUAUGUCUCUGCAUUUUUUCCACUGGUUAUGAUUACUACUUGAAGUUCAGUGCAACUGAAGACAACGGAAAUGCAUUUUUUACGACUAAAUUUAUAACAAAACAGGACAGACUGUUAACUGCCUUCUCACUUAAAAGAAACUACCUUAAACUCCAUAGCAAUACUAGGGGUACAGAUGAUGACUUGAAUUUUUUAAAUGGUAUUAGAACGGUGUUUAAUACCGUGGUUAUUCAUGCGCAUGUUGUUAUGGGUCUAAUAACUAGGGGCAGUACAAAUGAAAUUUUUUUCGAAACGUAUCAAUUAAAUAAUUUAUUUUCGGCUAACGGUGGAGUAGUUAAUGGAAUGUUUUUCUUAAUGAGCACAUUUUUAUUAAAAAUAAGUUUUGAGAAGAAGAGCCCUAUAACUCCAAAAAGUAGUUGGAGAAGUUGUGUUGGUGUAUUUUGGAAAUUUCUAAUUUAUCGCUAUUUAAGACUACUACCGGGAUAUGCAUUAAUAAUUCUAUACAAUGCGUCAUUUUAUGGAAAUCAAAUAGAUUCUCCUACCUGGAAACAUGUUGCUGGUAGAGACAAUAAAUUUGCACGUAUUAAUUGGUGGAAAAAUUUAUUAUUUAUUAAUAAUUUGACGAUUAAUGAUACUACGUUAACCACAACCUGGUAUCUGGGCGCCGAUAUGCAACUGUUUAUUGUUUUCCUCAUUGUUUUAAUUGUUAUUGCAAAGUUAAUAAUUCAAUUAUUUUAAUAGCAUUGCGCGUUAAUUAUAUUUCAAUUUCAGAAAGCCAUAUCUGAAAAAGCUCAUUUAUAGUAUCUUGUUCGUUGCCUCUCUACUGCUGCCCGCAGUUUUAUCGAUUAAAUAUAAGUGUGAAUAUUAUACGGGCUUUCC